AUGGUUACUUGCAUAGGGAACUGGAGAUACAAAGAUGAACCUGAAGAUUUGACUGUAGACUCUGAUUACUCAGGACGAGUGAAACAUCAGAUCACAAACACACAUUCAACACUCACAAUAACGGACUUGAGACUGAGAGACUCUGGAGAAUAUCACCUCAUGUUCAUUAAGAAGAAUGGAGUUAAACAUCUCAGCUCAUCAGCAGUCAAUCUGACAGUCACAGUCCUGCAGGUGAAAAUUAAUCCUCAAUCAACAGAGCAGAGAAAUCAGAGAGUACUUGAACUGACCUGUGAUACUUCCUGCACUACCUCAGAAUUACUAAUGGAAACAAAAUGGCAAUAUAUGAAAGAUGUUCAUUCCAGAAGCAUCAAUGUGUCAUCCAGUGUAGAUCCUGUCAGCUAUUCCUGUUUUCUUUCUCCUGACCUUAAAAAUACCUCCUCUCCCAUGUGCAUUUCUAAGAGUAAUUGCUGGAAUGUGAAUUACACCUCUACAAGAGUCUGUGUUUUGGUAGGCUCAACAGUAGACAUUUCCUCUUCAUACUCACAUCCCACUGGUUAUACAGUAAUUCAAACAUUCUGGCAUUACAUUCAGCAUGGAGAUUUCCUGGACCUGCAUAAAGAUUCAGGGUUUGUUGGUCGUGUGGAGUAUGUGGGAAACACACUGAGAAUCAAAGACGUCAAGAUGAGCAACUCUGGAGAAUCAAAUCAAAAUCAAAAUCAAAUCACUUUUAUUGUCACACAACCAUAUACACAAGUGCAAGAAAACUUCUCGCCGGCUGCUAAACACCUUACUGACAUUGGUCCACGUCAUGGUAUGUUGAUUCUCAGAUGUUUAGAACUUCUUUUUAACCCUGAACGAAGAACGAAGGAGAACUUAUUUGGAAAACUGUAUAUUGGGGCCUUUAGUUUUCCCAAGGAUGAUCAAUUUAUGUAUAAUUUAUUUAUAAAUUUACAAAAAAUUGAUUUUCCAACGUUUUCUUGGCUCAUUGCCAGAGAUCAACGCACUGAUCUUUUUCAUCAGAUACACAGAAGACAAGCAGCCCGGCCAUUGUAUGAGAAAGUGACAUUAAGCUGUUCAACCAAAUGCACUCUGAAUAACAAUAAUAUUUACAUCUGGUACAAGAAUGGACAACAGGUAACAGAUGGAUUCACUAUAAGUUGUAUCUGGACUCAAUCAGCAGAGAGGAGCUGCAAGAGCAUUCCUGUGAUGCAGGAGAUCGCAGAGCUUGAGGAACUGAGGAGAGAGAUGGCGGAGAUACAGAGACGGUUUGCAGAACAGGCGGGAGCACUCGAGCAAGCCAGAACUGAACAGAGUGAAGGCCCGUCACUGGCCAGAACUGUAAUCGAAUGUCAAGCUACUGCGCAUUCGACCCCAUCUGCCAUUUAUAUUCCCAGAGACAGAAAACUACCAGAAUUCAGUGGUCGUUCAGACAAGGCAGGAGAGUUAAGCAUCGAAGAAUGGGUUGCAUCAAUGAAAUCAGCCUUCCAAAUGAUGAAAGUACCUGCAGAAGAUCAUGUAGAGUUGGCAAAACAGCAUCUUAAGGAUGAAGCCAAAGCAACUGUGAGGUUCAUGUUGGGUGGUGGUGAAAAGUCUGCUGACGAUAUCUUUGAAGUCUUACUAGACACAUAUGGAGACAAAGUGCCAGUCGGAACCAGACUGAAAGAUUUCUAUGAACGUAAGCAAAUGCAAGGAGAGACAAUACGCUCAUACGCGUAUGACUUACAAGAGAGACUCAGCCGAGUUCAGCGCAGAGAGCCAAACCGAGUGCCAGAUGCCGAAAGUGUGUUAAAAGAACAACUUGCUCUGGGCCUUCGAGAUGAUUUUCUAAGGCGUGUAAUGAAAAGGCGAAUUAAAGAGGACGCAAAUUUGACUUUUGUUCAGGUAAUGCAAGCUGCAAUCACCUGGUCCGAAGAAGAGGAGACACAAGUGCAAAAUUAUCCAAAACCCAGUACCCGCGUUAGAGUAGUUAAUGCUGAUGCAGAGCAAACUUCCUCUACGCUAACCCUAGAAAAACUGCAUGCAGCUAUACAAAAGAUUGCAGCCCAUCAAGAAGAACUUUACCAGACAGUACAUGGACAAUCAGGGACAUUAUUCUGUGUCUUGCAUCGUAUAUCAGAAUUAACAGAAAGUAAGAGAAUGGACUCCAGACUCUUAUCACUCAUUCUGUUGCUACACAUUCCAGACUCUCUAACAUUGGACCAUGUCUCUGUGACCUGUAAUGAAAUUUGUGCUUUGAGGGAGACUCAGGUGAUACUGAUAUGCUUUUAUUCGCACAUCAACAUCAAAACUGUGUUCUGGUUCAGUCAGAAACAGAGUACAAAUUGGAGAAACAAGGAAGAACCUGAAGAUUUGAAUGUAGACUCUGAUUACUCAGGACGAGUGAAACAUCAGAUCACAAACACACAUUCAACACUCACAAUAACAGACUUGAGACUGAGAGACUCUGGAGAAUAUCACCUCAUGUUCAUUAUGAAGGAUAGAGUUAAACAUCUCAGCUCAUCAGCAGUCAAUCUGACAGUCACAGAUCUACAGUUGAGAAUGAAUCCUGAAUCUACAGAGCAGAGAGAUCAAACAGUAAAACUGACCUGUGAUUCUUCCUGCACUUUGACCUCCACAUAUUAUCAUACCUACUGGAAGAAGAAUAGACAAAACUUAAAAUAUACAUCGUCCAAAAGCAUGUUGGUGUUAUCCAGAAAAAAUGCUGACAGCUAUUCCUGCUUUAUUGAUCAAGACUUUACAUAUCCCUCAUCUUCUGUGUGUGAGUGUGACAUUUACAUGAUAUUUAGCCUUAAAAGAGCAGAAUUAUAUUAGGGGACACUCGGGGCAAUCUUAACAGUAAAUUUCUUCAAUCACAAACACGCUAGAGUGAUAAAACGUACUCAGUAAAUGCUCAGUAAAGUUCCUCCUCGGCCAGAGAAAACAAGUGCCAUUGUUUCUAUUUGUUUCACUUUCUUCUGCUGUCUAAAAUUCUGAUGCCUUUGAAUUCAAACUAAUAUCUAUUUCAUCGCUACGCUGUUGGUUAAAUGUUAACAUGAAUGAUAGACGCUAACUCUAUCGCUGGUUGCUACCAUACAAGAUUGUAAAGUUGGGGCAAUUGUAACACUAGUUAUGAAGUAAAAAUUGUAAGCCAUCUAAUCUUAAAAUGUGUGGUGAACAUUAUUUCAACAAAGUAUCUAUUUAAAGCAGGGUCAUUUCUAGCUACAGUAUAAACGGUAUAAGUGGCCAAUUAGAGCCCCCGAGCCAACAGGCCAUUUUGGGU
This is a messenger RNA of Myxocyprinus asiaticus (Chinese sucker), 3259 nucleotides long. RefSeq lists its product as uncharacterized. The record is from RefSeq and is a predicted model, not a curated record. The transcript is spliced from 10 exons. NCBI's taxonomy places the organism in Eukaryota, Metazoa, Chordata, Actinopteri, Cypriniformes, Catostomidae. Bases 1 to 2811 code for a protein of 936 amino acids.